Brassica napus (rape) is the source of this 1562-nucleotide messenger RNA. RefSeq lists its product as uncharacterized. The record is from RefSeq and is a predicted model, not a curated record. The transcript has a single exon. Bases 488 to 1429 code for a protein of 313 amino acids. Lineage: Eukaryota; Viridiplantae; Streptophyta; Magnoliopsida; Brassicales; Brassicaceae.
CUUUAGUAAUGGUUGGCAAACAAUAAACACCUUUGAAUAGCAAGAACGUUUUAUUUUUCAUAGAUCCCAAUGAUUAGUGUAGAUUUCACCUUAGGAUUCUUUGAUUUUUUUAAAAAAAAAUUAUGAGUACGUUAAAUUUUUGGUUGAUAGAAAAGCAUGUGAGAGUAUCAUUCAACUAUGAUACUUUUAUUCAUAGUUGAUGCUACCAACCAAAAACUACAAAAAUGAUUACGAACUUACUUUUAACAAUUUUGAUUAAAAUAAGAAAAAAACAAUUUGCAAUGGCAGAAAGCUAGAAGUUGCCAAAAGGCUAAAAAUAAACAAAACCUAAAGAGAAAGAUGAAGAGAAAAGCAACAUUUUAAACCAAAAGAAAAAAAAAACACAUUAUCAAAAGCUAAAGCAUCCUCCUCUUCGAGGUCGUUCCUAUAUAUCUAAUAAGAAGUAGACAAUAAGAAGAGAAAAUCAACUUGAAAACACAAGAAAGAGAUGAUCAGAGGGGGGGGAGGAAAGUCUUCAGGUUACUCUGCAGAUCUCAUGGUCUGUUUCCCAUCAAGAACACACUUGUCUCUACCUUCUAAAUCCAUUUGCAGCCCUUCUCACUCCCUUAGCCGCCGUCAAACCGCUCCUCAACACCGCCGCAGCUUCAGUAAGCUCUCGGGAAGCGGCGGCGUACGUCGGAGUCGCGUAAGGGAGAUGGUGGAAGAACCCACGUCGCCGAAAGUCACGUGUGCCGGUCAGAUCAAAGUGCGGCCGAGAAAACGCGGAGGAGACAAGAACUGGCAGUCGUUGAUGGCGGAGAUAGAGAAGAUACAUAGAAGCAAGUCGGAGAGCAAGUUCUUGGGGAUCAAGAAAGAUGUCAUGGGGUUCUUGACUUGUCUCCGUGACUUUGAUUUCCGGUGUUUCGGUGCGUUUCCUCCGGUAGAUCCAGUCUCCGACCAAGAAGACGAAGACGAGGACGAAGAGGAAGAAGAAGACGAUGAAGAUGAAGAUGGAGGUCCAGCGAUGAGGACACAUUCAGGGACAGUUUUCUCAAACUGGUUGACGUUUCUACACGAAAAGCAAAACAAUGAAGAGUGUACCAAAGCGGUUUCGGACAACGUGGAAACUGCGGUUCCGCCGCCAAACGCGUUGUUGCUGAUGCGGUGCAGAUCUGCGCCUGUUAAGAACUGGUUAGAGACAGAAAAGAAGAAGAAAAUAGAAUGUGAAGACGCUAGACAACAGAGCGGAGAAUGCGAGAAGGAGACAGUGAGCAAGAAGAAGGAUCUGAGAUCAUUGAUGGAGGAGGAGGAGGAGGAGGAGGAUGUGAAUAGGGUGGUGAUGGACUACGACACAAAUUAUUACAAACUCUCUUCAGACAUAGCCAAGGAAACUUGGGUUGUAGGUGGAAUUCAAGAUUCUCUGUUUCGAAGUCGAAGCUGGAAUAAAUGAUCUUUGUUCGUGGAUCAUUGUUAAUCCCUUUGUAAAACUAAUACCUUUUUUUUUUUUUACUUUCUUGUGAGUUAAGUUAUAAGUGAAAGCUUUUCUUAUAAUAAUAAAACAUCCCUGUGAAUAAAUUUGUGAC